GUGAAAAUGGAUUCACUUUCUGUAGAAGAGCUUUCUUGUCCCGUGUGCUGUGAAAUCUUUAAGAAUCCUGUUUUUCUGUCAUGUAGUCACAGUAUCUGUAAAGAGUGUCUUCAACAGUUCUGGAGAACCAAGAAAACACAGGAGUGUCCUGUCUGCAGGAGAAGAUCCUCAAAAACUGAACUUCCUCCUAAUCUUGCCUUAAAGAACUUGUGUGAGUCGUUCCUGAAGAGAAAUGAGAGUCGUUCAUCAGGAUCUGAGGAGAUCUGCAGUUUACACAGUGAGAAACUCAAACUCUUCUGUCUGGAGGACGAACAGCCGGUGUGUUUAGUGUGUGUUAAUUCACAGAAACACGACAACCAUAAAUUCAGACCCAUCGAUGAAGUGGUUUCGUCAUAUAAGGAGGAGCUCAACACAGCAUUGAAAUCAUUACAGGAGAAACUAAAACACAAUGAAACAAUGAAAGGAGAGUUUGAGAAAACAGUUCAACACAUCAAGUCUCAAGCUGAGCACACAGAGCUUCAGAUUAAACAGCAGUUUGAGAAGCUUCAUCAGUUUCUCAGAGAUGAAGAAGAAGCUACAAUCACUGCACUGAGGGAGGAAGAGGAGCAGAAGAAGAAGAUGAUGAAGGAGAAGCUGGAGGAGAUAAACAGACACAUCUCAGCUCUUUCACACACAAUCAAAGACACGGAGGAGAUGAUGAAAGCCAGUGAUGUCUGCUUUCUAAAGGAGUUUCCAGUCUCAAUGGAAAGUGUCCAGAUCUCACAGCCGGAUCCACAGAUGCCUUCUGGAGCUUUGAUUCGUGUGCCACGUUACUUGGGCAACCUGCCGUUCAGAGUCUGGAAGAAGAUGCAGGACAUCGUCCAGAACACUCCUGUGAUUCUGGAUCCAAACACUGCAAGUCCACGUCUCAUCGUGUCUGAUGAUCUGACCAGUGUGAGAUGCGGAUUUCAACCUGUUCCUGAUAAUCCAGAGAGAUUUGACUAUUAUUAUUGUGUUUUGGGUUCAGAGGGUUUUAACUCAGGAACACACUGCUGGGAUGUGGAGGUUAAACAGAGUUUAUACUGGAGUCUUGGAGUAACUACAGCAUCAAACCAGAGGAAGGGACGUGAUUUCUUUAACACUGAUGUCUGGUGUUUGUGGUACGGAGUGUCUCCAGGUUCUGGUUUUCGUGUUAAACAGAAUCUUGAUCGUGUGAGAGUGAAUCUGGACUAUGACAGAGGAACGGUGUCAUUCUCUGAUCCUGUAACUAACACACAUCUACACACAUUCACAACCACCUUCACUAACACUCUCUUUCCAUUCUUCAGGUGUUAUUAUGCUUCCUCUCUGAGGAUCUUAGAGAUCAAUAGUCAGUAAUCGUUACUCCUGUAGAUCUGGAUCUUCCUGCUUUCAUCUUUCAUCAUGAUUCAAUAUUUAAUCACAUGAGUAAGAGACUGUUGAUCUGAAUAUCAGAUCAGAAAACAAGUAAAUAUAUUC
This is a messenger RNA of Labeo rohita (rohu), 1476 nucleotides long. Its product is annotated as nuclear factor 7, ovary. Gene Ontology annotation, molecular function: protein binding; zinc ion binding. Bases 7 to 1356 code for a protein of 449 amino acids. The transcript is spliced from 6 exons. Lineage: Eukaryota; Metazoa; Chordata; Actinopteri; Cypriniformes; Cyprinidae. The record is from RefSeq and is a predicted model, not a curated record.